GAUACUUGCUCACCAAUCACCUGUAAUGUCUACUGCGUCUAAAGCCAUUUUCGGUUUAUGUUGCAUGGCGUCUGUCGGAAUAAUAGGCUACGUGCAUUAUAAGCAGGCAUACGACAGGCAGCAACUCCACUUGGGUGUGAUACGCGACAUUGAACGACAAGAGCGUCGAAAAGCAGAAAAUCUCUACGUUCUGCAGCAGCAAGCCGAAUUAGCCAAGGAAUUGCGCAGAGGAGAAUUAAUUCGAGAAUACGACACGUAAUGCGAAGUUGGAUUCUGUCACUGAAGGAUUUUCGUAGAUUGAAAGAGAGCCGUACA
Molecule: messenger RNA, 315 nt
Organism: Linepithema humile (Argentine ant)
Lineage: Eukaryota; Metazoa; Arthropoda; Insecta; Hymenoptera; Formicidae
Gene: Pet117
Product: protein PET117 homolog, mitochondrial
Biological process (GO): mitochondrial respiratory chain complex IV assembly
Cellular component (GO): mitochondrion
Source: RefSeq, a predicted model, not a curated record